Molecule: messenger RNA, 1614 nt
Organism: Camellia sinensis
Lineage: Eukaryota; Viridiplantae; Streptophyta; Magnoliopsida; Ericales; Theaceae
Product: growth-regulating factor 1
Biological process (GO): DNA-templated transcription; regulation of DNA-templated transcription; developmental process
Cellular component (GO): nucleus
Molecular function (GO): ATP binding
Source: RefSeq, a predicted model, not a curated record
UAUAUGCAUUGUACAGAGAAGAUUCUGCAACCAAUGGGUUCUGCAAAAACUUCUCUUUCACCCCCUGUUUCUUUCUCUGUGAAACCCUGAUGGCUUUUCACAAGCUGGUCCUGUUCUUCCUUCUUCUUGUUCAUUUUCUUGGUCUAUUUUGAAGUUCUUCUUCUGUUCCUAAACCCUAAAAAGAAAAAAGAAAACGAUGAUGAUGAGUGCAAGAACCAAGUGUCCAUUCACAGCAACACAGUGGCAAGAGCUUGAACAACAAGCUCUGAUCUUCAAAUACAUGGUGUCAGGAGUUCCAAUCCCUCCACAUCUCAUCUCAACUGUUAAAACAAGCAUGGAGUCUUCUUCAGUAAUGUCUUCAAGAUUUUACCCCCACCAACCAAUAGGGUGGGGAAGUUUUGAGAUGGGUUAUGGCAGAAAAGUAGACCCAGAGCCAGGGAGGUGCAGAAGAACAGAUGGGAAGAAAUGGAGGUGCUCAAAGGAAGCUCAUCCAGACUCCAAGUACUGUGAGAGACACAUGCAUAGAGGCAGACACCGUUCAAGAAAGCCUGUGGAAGUCAUUACUACUACUACUACUAACUCCUCUUCAAUGCCCCCCACAACAAAUCCAAACUCUGCUGGUGCCGCCGCCACCACCACCUCUAUCAUCUCCUACUCUCUAUCUGCUGAAAGCUACCCCUUUCUCAAUCCUCAUUCAUCAUCUUCUUCUAGACCACCUGGUUUUUUUUUAUCACCUCAGAGUAACACUACCCAUCAUCUGUUUUCAGACUCUGGAUCAUACUCUCAGGCACAUAAAGAUUACAGUUAUGUUCAUGGAGUGAGAGAUGAGGUGGACUCGAGAGCCCCUUUCCCAGAAGCUUCAGGGACGCCUUUGACAACGAGUUCUUCUAAUACUGCCUACUCUCAGUUAGACUUUCACAGCCUCACUGGCAGUGGUAAGUCAAGAGAACAACAACAACAACAGCAGCAACAACAACAAAAGCAGCAUUGUUUUGUUUUAGGCAGUGAUUUUAGAUCAGGAAAGCCAAUGGAAGUGGAGAGAGGAGAGGAAAAACAGAAGCCUUUUCAUCACUUCUUCGGAGAAUGGCAGCCGAAGAGCAGAGAGUACACUUCUUGGCUUGAUAUUGAAGAAGAAGAAGAAAACCAAUCAAGCCAUGGAAGCUUCUCAACUACCCAGCUCUCAAUUUCCAUGCCACCAUCCACACAAGAGCUUUUUGGAUCUAAAUCCACCUUCCCUACUGAUGGUUGAGCUGUCAAUGGUGGACCUAUGCAUCAUGCAUCAAAGAAUGGAGUUCGGUGGUUCAAAGCCUAUGCAAAUUGAUUUUGGUUUUAGAUGAACUCUAAUGAUUAAAUGUUGGCUCGGAGGCAUGUUUUAAAUAGCGGCAUUAGGAUUUGUAUAUAUAUAUCAGUGAUAUAGUUAAAUAUCGAUCCGUAUCGAAUACUAUCAACUGAUAUAUCAACUAAUAACAAUAUUGGAGAUCUAAAAUACCGAUAGGUAUAUGUAGUAGGUAGUUUUUUUGGUCUUCUGGGUUUUAGGUUGUUAUUUUGUCCUACAGUUACAAAAACAUUUGGCAGGUAGGCCAGCUUGUUUGAUUGAACUGAUCUUUUUGUGCU